AUGUCAGCAACAAAACCAGCUCUACGCAUUCGAGCCCUCAAAGCUCCAAGACAGCUCUGCUCGCAAAGACGCACAUUCUCCAAGUCUUCACAAUGGCAAGCUCCAGUAACUGGCGCAGCAGACGCAGAGACAGAAUCAGCUCGAAGAUACUGCACAAAUCUCGUACAAAACUAUGACCGUCCAUCCUACAUCCUCAGCACAUUCAUCCCCCCACAAGCUCAAACAUUAUACCUCGCCCUCCGCGCGCUGAACAUCUCACUGUCAAUGAUUCCUGACACCACAUCCUCGCACACAAUCGGUCUCAUGCGUCUACAAUUCUGGCGCGAUACCAUCACUCGCACAUUAUCCGGUUCACCACCCAAGGAACCCGUCGCCAUUCUCCUGGCAAACGCAAUCGAGGACCUCAGCUUUCGCACCAAUGGUCGCGCACGACUAAGUAAAGGCUGGUUUCUGCGCAUGAUCAAUGCGCGCGAACAAUCUCUCUCAAACACUCCAUUCGCAGAUCUCUCCGCUCUAGAAUCUUAUGCCGAAAACACGUAUUCAACAUUACUCUACUUGACUCUCUCCUCCGUACCCCUGACCUCCAUCACAGUGGACCAUAUAGCAUCUCACAUCGGAAAGGCAACUGGUAUCUCAGCCGUGUUACGAGGAUUACCCCUCGUCGCGUUUCCGGCACCCGCAAAGCAUCAUACCAAUCAGUCUUCACUUAUAAGUUCUACUAGUGGAUCAGAAGCCAGACAAGGCGCCAUCACGCUACCGUUAGAUAUAAUGGCUCAAUCGGGAGUUAUAGAAGAAGAAGUUUUUCGUAAAGGCGCGGAGGCUCCGGGUUUGAAAGAUGCGGUUUUCACUGUCGCAACGCGCGCUUCGGAUCAUUUGAUUACAGCAAGACAAAUGUUGAAAAAUCUUCGCGCAGGUCAGGGUGUUGGUCAUGAGUUUGAGCAUGAAGGUGAGGAGGGUCAUCAAUACACCAACUCUACAGACGACCAAACCUUAUCGCCGUACGAAAAACAGCUUAAUGAAGUCGAGAGAGGGUUUGGAGUAUUGAUGCCCGCCGUAUCAACGCAGUUAUGGCUCGAUAGACUACAAUCCUUUGAUUUUGAUAUUUUCAAUCCCAAAUUGCUAAGAUCGGAUUGGAGGUUGCCUUGGAAGGCUUAUCUUGCUCAUCGGAGCAAGUCUUUUUGA
Messenger RNA from Talaromyces stipitatus ATCC 10500, 1182 nucleotides. RefSeq lists its product as uncharacterized. Gene Ontology annotation, cellular component: mitochondrion. The coding region runs from base 1 to 1182 and encodes 393 amino acids. Gene Ontology annotation, biological process: biosynthetic process; mitochondrial respiratory chain complex I assembly. The record is from RefSeq and is a predicted model, not a curated record. Lineage: Eukaryota; Fungi; Ascomycota; Eurotiomycetes; Eurotiales; Trichocomaceae. The transcript has 2 exons.